This is a messenger RNA of Candida albicans SC5314, 2037 nucleotides long. RefSeq names its product ssDNA-dependent ATPase. Gene Ontology annotation, cellular component: nucleus. Gene Ontology annotation, biological process: DNA-templated DNA replication; DNA repair; regulation of DNA repair. The coding region runs from base 1 to 2037 and encodes 678 amino acids. Lineage: Eukaryota; Fungi; Ascomycota; Pichiomycetes; Serinales; Debaryomycetaceae. The transcript has a single exon. The record is from RefSeq and is a predicted model, not a curated record. Gene Ontology annotation, molecular function: ATP binding; enzyme activator activity; single-stranded DNA helicase activity.
AUGACUCAAAGCAAAGAAGAACAAUGUCCAAUAUGCUCUAAAUCAUUUCCUGUGUCCCAACUUUACAAGCACGUAAAUUCAUGUUUAGACAACCAGGAAAGUAAAAAAUCACCCAGUGAAGAGGCAUCAGAAGACACAAGCGGGAAAGCAGAGACCCCAGCACUGAAGAAACGAAACACGCUUAGUGCUUUGGGAUUGAAAGCAGACACCUCCUCGCUGUCACAGAAAAAGGCCAAGAAAACUGAGACUAAAAAACCAAGUUUGACGAGUAAACUUCUCGAGCAGAAACGAUUACAAGCUGAAAUCAGAAAGAGAGACAAGGAAAUUCCAUUGGAAGAGCAAUUCAAAGCCAUAGCAGAGGAUGCCAUGACUCAGAGUAGAACUCAAGAGAAGCCACUUGCGAAUGACAUCGAGGAGACAAAACUGCAGAAGGAAUCAAAAUUCCUACAGAAAGCAAAAGAGAUUAAGGAACUAAAACGGCAAGCAUCUAUCCCAUUAGCCCAUAGGCUUCGGCCAAAAUCUCUAGACGAUUUUUUUGGUCAAGAGAAAUUAGUCGGGGAAAAUGGUGCGUUAAGGAACAUCAUCCAAGCUGAUAUAAUCCCAUCGUUUUUGCUUUGGGGUGUUCCUGGAAUAGGGAAAACCUCACUAGCUAGAAUAAUUGCUAAAACAACAAGCUGUAAAUUUGUUGAAUUAUCAGGAAUUGAUAGUAAUGCAAAAAGGUUGAAGGAGGUUUUCGUUCAAGCAGAAAAUCAUAAAAACUUGAGUGGACAAAGAACGAUUUUGUUCCUUGACGAAAUACACCGAUUCAACAAGGCAGUACAGGAUUUAUUAUUACCGGUUAUAGAAAAGGGGACAUUAACAGUAAUUGGAGCGACGACAGAAAAUCCGUCAUUUAAUUUGAACAAUGCAUUGUUGUCAAGAAUGCACACGUUUGUCAUGGAACCAUUGACUGUUGACUCGUUAAUCAAGAUUCUAACAAGAGCUCUUUUUGAAGUCAAUAGAGUAAGGAAAAAUUUGUACGGACUACAUUAUAUUUCACUACAAAAGGAUGCUUAUCAUUACAUUGCUGAGUUGUGUAUGGGGGACUCGCGUGUUGCAUUGAACAUACUUGAAACUAUAAAUGCCUAUUUAUCAGCUGACAAAUUCAAGAGUACUGUUAAUGCCGAUGAUGAGCAGACGAAGAAACAGGGUGUUAUAAAGGUGUCUGCUGAUCUCUUGAAACCGUUGAUGAAGUCAAGAGAUUUCCAUCAGUUUUACGACCGAAAUGGUGAUUCGCAUUACGACAUAAUAAGUGCAUUCCAUAAAUCAGUUCGCGGAUCAGAUCCUAAUGCAGCGAUGUUCUAUUUAGUAAAGAUGUUAUCAGGGGGAGAAGAUCCAUUGUUCAUAAUGAGAAGAAUGAUAGUGAUUGCAAGCGAGGACAUAGGACUUCGCGAUAGUUCCUGUUUGCCAUUUGCUAUUGCUGCAAAAGAAGCUUUGGAAUUCGUAGGUAUGCCUGAAGGAGAGAUCAUUUUAGCCCAUUGCGCCAACAAGCUAGCGUUGGCCCCAAAAUCUACAAAGUCUUAUCGUGCUUUAAGAACCGCUCAGAAUAUAAUUAAAGAAAACCCAGAUCUAACAAAACUACCUGUUCCUUUACACUUGCGAAAUGCUCCGACCAAAUUAAUGAAAGAUCUAGGCUUUGGCGACAAGUACAAGUACAAUCCAAAUUAUGAAAACGGUAAAGUUCGUCAAGGAUAUUUCCCUGAUGGCAUGGACCCGAUAAAGUUAUUGGAGGACACCCAUUUAGGUAAAGAAAGAGAUCUUUCAGUGCCAGAUGAUGAAUACGAGAGAGCUCAAUUGGCAGUGGAGGAUUAUAGAAAAUUUAAAAAGUCUUACAGGAAAGAAUUCUUUAUUGAUAAUGCCACUGAUCUGGAUGAAAAUGACAGUACCCAUUAUGGAGAGUACUCGGAUAAUUUUGGAAAGUCGUUUGAUGAAAAUCUACCACCCGACCUUCAAAAGGAGUAUUUUGGCGACGAUGAAUCAAAUAUACAAGAUCUAUGA